ACUUUUUUGUUCGGAAUUUUCUAGUUCGUUUCUUUUUUAAAGCACAAUUUUGAAUGGCCGUGAAAGAAAAUGAAACGCAACACUCAAAGUGCACAGGAACCACCAGUGAGCCACUUCAAAGUGGGCAUUCACCAUUGUUUCCCGAGCAACAAUGGUGGGCGGGACUGAUGGACUGAUGUAGCGGUCUAGAAAUAUUUUCAGAAAAAGUAAAAAACAAAACAAAAAAAUUCAAAAGUGAAUUUAAAAUCAGAGCAAAAUUUUGUGUCCCGAAAUAUUCUUGUCUUAAAAAUAUGGCGGAGGAAGAGGAACUUGUGAACAAAUUGAGCGGCCUGGUUCGGGAGCUGGACUACUGCUGCCACUGCGACCAGAAGCAAGCGUGCCCGGACCAUGCGGGGAAGACCAGGAGGCAGUGGCGCGACAUACCCCCGCCCCGACAGAGGAAGGUGCCGUUCGAGGUGGACUGGCAGACGUACCCGCUGGUGACGGGGCUGCCCGUCUUGGAGACGCGCUACAAGGCCAACAUGCGCGAGGUGGCGUCCGAGCCGCCGAGGGUGUCGGUGCAGUACGAGCCGCGGACGUGGCUGCCCAAGCCGGUGGAUCUCGGUGGAGAUGGGACUCCGUGGGAUUUAAGGCGUUACCGCAGCAGGGAGUUGAUCGCAAGCCAGCUCCACUUCGGAUGUGUGUGUCCAAAGCGAAACGGUCUACAGGAUGAGUGCCGCAGACUGGAUUGCAAGGGCAAAGAUUGCUGCACAUCUCAGCCUGUGGCCAAAUGCAGGCCAAGCGGAGGACCUGGGGUGUGUGAGCUUCCCAUCAGAAGGACCCACAAAAGCAACUGCUGGUGUGACAUGUGCCGGCCCCCCUGCUGCGCUACAGGUCGCAUGACCCCACGGACGCCAAAGCCAGAGGGGGUGUGUCCGGAGUGUCUCUGUCUUCAGUCAGUCCAGUGCGGAUCUACCUGUGCACACUACUGCGACAAGCACAUGCUGGGAGCGACUGCCAAGCCCUGUCCUCCAAUUCUGUACUAAGAUGUUCUGGUUGCAAAAUUAAAUAAGGAAAAGCAA
Thrips palmi is the source of this 1061-nucleotide messenger RNA. RefSeq lists its product as uncharacterized. The transcript has 6 exons. Lineage: Eukaryota; Metazoa; Arthropoda; Insecta; Thysanoptera; Thripidae. The record is from RefSeq and is a predicted model, not a curated record. The coding region runs from base 291 to 1025 and encodes 244 amino acids.